UCUCCACCGGGAUAGGAAAAGAAAAGAAAAGAAAAGAAGAGAAGAGAAAAUUGGAUCGUGUGCAUAUAAAGGAGAACGGAUUUUCUGGCGCGAGGAGAAGUUGAGUUAGCGCGCAACAAUGGCGGUCCAUUCUCAGAGUUUCCUCCGCUUCAUCCUUUUCUUCUCCCUCUUCUCUCUCUCCUUCGCCGGCGGAAGCGAUGUCACCCUCGACGACGAUUCCUCUCCCAAAUCUCCCUCCUGCGACAAUCCUUUUAAUCUGGUCAAGGUUACACAGUGGGUUGAUGGUCCUGAAGGAGAAAGUUUGGUUGGGGUCAAUGCAAGAUUUGGGGCUUUAUUGCCUUCGCAUGCUAAUAAAGAUCUCAGAUUGCCAGCUGUUUUCUCAAAUCCUCUGAAUGGCUGUUCCAGCUCUUCGUCUAAGUUAUCUGGUCAUAUUGCCUUGUCUAUACGUGGUGAUUGUGAUUUUACGAAGAAAGCAGAAGUUGCACAGGCCGGAGGAGCGGUAGCAUUAUUGGUGAUAAAUGACAAAGAAGAUCUUUAUAAAAUGAUUUGUUCCGAGAAUGAGACUGCUUUAAAUAUUUCAAUUCCUGUCGUGAUGAUUCCAAAGUCGGGAGGAGAAGCUCUUAACAAAUCUAUUGCAAGUGGAAAGAAAGUUGAACUUCUAUUAUAUUCUCCAAAACGUCCAAUUGUGGACUUCUCAGUGGUAUUUUUAUGGAUGAUGGCUGUCGGAACACUUGCAUGUGCUUCACUUUGGUCUGAAUUCACUGCUCCUGAACGCACGGAUGAGCGCUAUAACGAGCUAUCUCCUAAGGAAUCUGGAGCAGCAAAAGAUGAUUCUGAAAAGGAAAUUCUUGAUAUAAGUGCAAAGGGCGCUGUAAUUUUUGUAAUAGUGGCUUCCACCUUUUUGGUGCUGCUAUACUUUUUUAUGUCAUCUUGGUUCAUCUGGGUGCUGAUUGUACUUUUCUGCAUUGGUGGUAUUGAGGGAAUGCAUAAUUGUAUUGUGAGUUUGAUUUCAAGUAAAUACAGAAAUUGUGGGAAGAAAUCAGUAGACUUGCCUCUAUUUGGAGAAGUUUCUGUCCUAUCGCUUCUUGUAUUAUUUUUCUGUGCAGCGUUUGCAAUUUUCUGGGCUGCAAAUAGGCGGGCUUCUUAUUCAUGGAUUGGCCAAGAUGUUCUUGGUAUCUGCUUGAUGAUAACAGUCUUACAAAUUGCUCGCUUACCUAAUAUCAAGGUUGCUACCGUACUACUUUGCUGUGCAUUUGUCUACGACAUCUUUUGGGUAUUCAUAUCACCAAUAAUAUUCCACGAGAGUGUUAUGAUUGCGGUUGCGCGAGGUGAUAAUAGUGGUGAAGCCAUUCCCAUGCUUUUGAGAAUCCCCCGUGUAUUUGAUCCCUGGGGAGGUUAUGAUAUGAUUGGCUUUGGGGACAUUCUCUUUCCCGGCUUGCUUGUGUCAUUUGCUUUUCGAUAUGACAAAGCCAAUAAGAAAGGUCUAACAAGCGGGUAUUUUCUUUGGUUAGUGAUUGGCUAUGGAUUUGGUCUCUUUCUUACAUAUCUUGGAUUGUAUCUAAUGGACGGGCAUGGUCAACCUGCUCUCCUCUACCUUGUUCCAUGUACACUAGGUGUUACUGUCGUUUUGGGUCUGAUAAGAGGUGAACUGAAACAACUUUGGAACUAUGGCACUGAGGCAUCCGGCACUGAGGCAUCCCCACCUAGCCUUUCCUCUGGUGAGCCAUAAAGCAUUAGAUUAGUCAGAUCUCCCAACUGUAUAUUGAUGAAAAUGGGCUGAUCUUCAUUUAACCUUCAAUGUAAAAAACUAUUUAACACGUUUGAAGAAAUCAUAGAACAUUGCGUGAUUUUACCGUUGGAGGCGAAUUCAAAAUGGGAAAUGAUUAUUAUAUGAUUCAUAUUCAA
Messenger RNA from Morus notabilis, 1905 nucleotides. RefSeq names its product signal peptide peptidase-like 3. Gene Ontology annotation, molecular function: aspartic endopeptidase activity, intramembrane cleaving. NCBI's taxonomy places the organism in Eukaryota, Viridiplantae, Streptophyta, Magnoliopsida, Rosales, Moraceae. The transcript is spliced from 14 exons. The record is from RefSeq and is a predicted model, not a curated record. The coding region runs from base 119 to 1729 and encodes 536 amino acids. Gene Ontology annotation, biological process: membrane protein proteolysis. Gene Ontology annotation, cellular component: Golgi-associated vesicle membrane; lysosomal membrane; lumenal side of endoplasmic reticulum membrane.